UCCCGACUGUGCAGAAGAGGAGGGGGCGUUCCCCAGACCAUGGCAUCCUCUGACGGGAAAAGGUUCUAGGACAAGGAUUCAAGCUCUUUUAGGUCAUUGGGAGGUGCAGGAAACACCAGCAGGGAAGUGGAGAAAUGGAUGAAUCAAGGCUGCCAGGAGAAGUGCCAACAACAUGCCGAAGCAAGUGGAGGUGCGCAUGCAGGACAGCCACCUGAGCUCAGAGGAGCCGAAGCACCGACACCUAGGACUGCGCUUGUGCGACAAGCUGGGGAAGAACCUCCUGCUCACCCUGACCGUGUUUGGUGUCAUCCUGGGGGCGGUAUGUGGAGGGCUUCUUCGCUUGGCCUCUCCCAUCCACCCUGACGUGGUUAUGUUGAUAGCCUUCCCUGGGGACAUACUCAUGAGGAUGCUGAAGAUGCUCAUUCUCCCUCUCAUCAUCUCCAGCCUGAUCACAGGGUUGUCAGGCCUGGAUGCCAAAGCCAGUGGUCGCUUAGGUACGAGAGCCAUGAUAUAUUAUAUGUCCACGACUGUGAUUGCUGCUGUGCUGGGGGUUAUCCUGGUCUUGGCCAUCCACCCUGGGAAUCCCAAACUCAAGAAACAGCUGGGACCUGGGAAGAAGAAUGAUGAAGUCUCUAGCCUGGAUGCCUUCUUGGAUCUUAUUCGAAAUCUCUUCCCAGAAAACCUGGUCCAAGCUUGUUUCCAACAGAUUCAAACAGUGACAAAGAAAGUCCUGGUGACCCCUCAUUCAGAAGAAGCCAAUGUCACCAGCGCCGUUGUCUCCGUGUUGAACGAGACUGUGACAGAGGCCCCUGAGGAAACUAAGAUGGUUCUCAAGAAGGGGCUGGAGUUCAAGGACGGGAUGAAUGUCUUAGGUCUGAUUGGGUUUUUCAUUGCCUUUGGCAUCGCUAUGGGGAAGAUGGGUGAGCAGGCCAAGCUAAUGGUGGAGUUCUUCAACAUUCUCAAUGAAAUUGUAAUGAAGUUAGUGAUCAUGAUCAUGUGGUACUCUCCCCUGGGUAUUGCCUGCCUCAUUUGUGGGAAGAUCAUUGCAAUCAAGGAUUUAGAAGUGGUUGCUAGGCAACUGGGGAUGUACAUGAUCACAGUGAUCGUGGGUCUCAUCAUCCAUGGGGGCAUCUUUCUCCCUUUGAUUUACUUCGUAGUGACCAGGAAGAACCCUUUCUCCUUUUUUGCUGGCAUUUUCCAAGCUUGGAUUACAGCCCUGGGCACUGCUUCCAGUGCUGGAACUUUGCCUGUCACCUUCCGUUGUCUGGAAGAAAAUCUGGGGAUUGACAAGCGCGUGACCAGAUUUGUCCUCCCAGUUGGAGCAACCAUUAAUAUGGAUGGCACAGCCCUGUAUGAAGCAGUGGCCGCCAUUUUUAUAGCCCAGAUGAAUGGUGUUGUCCUGGAUGGAGGUCAGAUUGUGACUGUAAGCCUCACAGCCACACUGGCAAGUGUUGGCGCUGCCAGUAUCCCCAGUGCUGGGUUGGUCACCAUGCUCCUAAUUCUGACAGCCGUGGGCCUGCCGACAGAGGACAUCAGCCUGCUGGUGGCUGUGGACUGGCUGCUGGACAGGAUGAGAACUUCAGUCAAUGUCGUGGGUGACUCUUUUGGGGCUGGGAUUGUCUAUCACCUCUCCAAGUCUGAGCUGGAUACCAUUGACUCCCAACACCGAGUGCAUGAAGACAUUGAAAUGACCAAGACUCAGUCCAUUUAUGACGACAUGAAGAAUCACAGGGAAAGCAACUCUAACCAGUGUGUCUAUGCUGCACACAACUCUGUCAUCGUAGAUGAGUGCAAGGUAACUCUGGCACCCAACGGAAAGUCAGCCGACUGCAGUGCUGAGGAAGAGCCUUGGAAACGGGAAAAAUAAGGAUAUGACUCUCAGCACGUUCUUGAAUAAACUCUCCAGCAUAUCGUAUGAUAAAAGAUGAUGUAAACAAGCUUUCUUGAAAAAAGAGAAAAAAAAAAGCAUCUAUUUCUGUGUUUACUUAAUCUGUUAGCUGAGGCUUAGAGGAGCUGUGGUGAGUCCGUGAUGACAGGCACAGUGCUGUGUCUUUGCCAAAUAACGCUUCAUAACUGGCUAAUUCUCUCACCCGUGGUAUUGUUUGAACGGAUGUGCUGGAGGAACCCCUUUGUAAUGAAGACAUGGCACGUUCUUGCCAGCUUUCCUUCUCUCUCAGUUCAGAACUGUGGAUGCUCCUUUCCCAAGUGACGUGACAAACGCAGCGUGGGAACUUGGGCCAGUGAGCAUUCACAGUGUGUUAGUCUUCAAAGUGCUCCUUUCUUGCCUUGUUACGCACAAGAGAUUCUUCUAAAAGCCUCUAGCAGUAACUCCUGUUCAGUGUCUUAUAGCCUCUGCACUUGUGCUGAUGACAAGCAAGUAUCUGUGUUAGGAAAUUCAUACAUCUUACCUUUUGGGUGCUCUUUGAGCUAAAUGUCUCAAAGAGAGUUUUAGUGGGAGCCAUACUCCGCUAGGCAGCUGAUUAUGGAACCUGCUGCCUCUCUGUCCCAUCCUAUCCAGUUUGUGUGAACAAUGGUCAAAAUUUCAAAAUAUGUGUCAUAAUUCUCUCUAAAUUUGACAUUGGGUUAGGAAAUGCUUUGCAUACAACCACCACAUAUACAUGUUAACAAAAUUAAGGAAGUGCAGAUGAUAUAAAUUUUAACCAGAUUUAACUAUCCAAAUUCAUUUGCAUUUUAUUUGUAUUCAUUUGCCCCAGUGAUAUCAAGUGAGAUUAUUUGAUUUAUAUUUUGCUCUCUGUUUCACCCAUAAGAUUCUCAUUUAGGUUACUAACAAAAAAGAUUCUUUGAAUCUCUGAAUGAUUUCCACUGUAUUCUCAUCCACCUAGAUGGCCUGAUCCUUUGUCCUCCACACAUGGAAGACAUUUGUGUUGUAUCUCUUUUCAUAUCAUACGUUGAAAAAACUGGUAUCUAACCAAUAUGUAGAAGGAUUUUUUUGUUAUAUCAAAGCACAUAAAACUAAUUACAGGAUGCGGUUGGAAGCAGGGCCACUCUUCCUCCUCAGUAGGAAAAGAACAGAAAACAAACAUGUACAAAAUCCUAUAAAGGUGAGGUCCCUUUGGUAUAGACCAGCCAGUCGUGGUCCAUGAAGUGAGAACAAAGGAUGGUGACACAACUUCCCAGGUGAAGUUUUUCAAGGCUAUGAAAGUUUGAAGGAAUAAAUAAUAUAAUUGGCACAGCAGAGGGCUUUGCAUGUGGAAGGCAGCCAGCAAAUCUUUAAUGAUUGGUUAUGCAAGCUAACGUUUUGUAUGUCUCUAUUACUUACUAUCUUCUAUUGAAUGACCCACAGUAUUUUCCGAAGCUUGCUGGGUUGGAAAAUUAGCUGGGGACUUGAGUCAUUGAGAGAUAAAGCACAACCAAUUCUAAGGAGUAAGUAGAACCUUAGUCCACACGUCUGUGUCUGUUUGGUGUCUCCCAUGAGGCCAGCAGAGGGAUGCAGAAGUAUUCAUAAAGAAGUAUAGAAUCCACAUUCUCUAAGGGUAAGGAGUGUUUGAGCGUCACCCAUCCUUUUUUACCUAAUCUUCAUAACUUCUGUCUUCCAACCCAGACAGCUUUGGAACAUACAAAGGAUGAGAUUCCAGUUGCUUUUUGCCUUUUAAACCCUAGGUAUUUUUGGAUAUAGAUUGCCACUGAGCAGUAUUAAGCAGAUUUUUAAAAAAUGACAUUGGUCUUUGUUUUCAUAAGAUGGACAGCUAAUAGAAUGGCUAAAGUCACACAUGCUCAAAUGUAGCAGAGGGGGAACAUAUCCUUUAUAGUAGACAUGUAGGCCAAAGGGAUAGUUCUUGGGUUUAGCUGUGAAACCCAGGGUUUCUCUGUAAGUGCCACUCUAAGAGCUUUUAUAUGGUGAGCAGAAAGAUCCAGACAAAGCAUCUAGGAGCUGCUUGCUUCUUUGCGGUAGAAGGCCAGCUUAGCACUUGUACACAUCAUCGUGUUUCUCAGAGGGGUGGUCAUCUUCUCAAGGAUCAUCUCAGGAUCAUCUUCUCUACUCUCUGUUUGAAAAUAUUUCUGGUUUCUUUUGUCUUCAGCUUUUUCCUAGCUAUGCUGCUAGCCUUUAAGUAUGUAAGGGAACAAUGUGUUCAAAAGAAAGAGAAUUCACAGCUUCACAAAGCAGCCUUUUCUGGCUUGAGACUGUAUACAAUAUCAAAUGAGAAUACAUUUAGGAAACCAUGUUUAUCUGGAAAUUCAAUAAAUUAUAUUAAAAUGAAAUGAUUUAUCAAAUUCAAGAAAAACUGAAAUAUCCACAAUGCGUGUAUAGCUGACAUAUGAAUAUGUCCUAUAAUGUUUUAGGCCUCAUUCAUUCUUCCAUGCCAUGCCCAAUGGGGAUUCUCUUGUCCAGAAUAUGUGCCAUAAACAGAACAAAUGGAUCCAGAGUAUACCUCUAAUAGCCUUGACCUAAAUGGGGCACCUGUCACCUAUAUGUAGAGAUUUAUGCUAAUGGACUUAUCCAGAUACAAAUGCUGAUAAUAGUCCAUUAAUAUUUGAUGAUGCGUAAAUGUUGUAUAUCUACAUAUAGAAACAGCAGGUCAGGUACAUGCACUGCAUCUGGUAGGGGCUAUAAAUCAGGACUUUGUCAAUACCAUUCUGUCCUAGGCUUAUUUUUUUAGGAAUUAGAAUCAUUUCCAGAGAAAACCAACUAAACAGAAAUUCAUCCUUCCCUUUCGCAUCCUUGCCCUUUUGGGAAACCCAAGUGGACUCGUCAUUUAAUUAUUUGCUACAAUUGAACAAAUCCAAUCCAGUCAGUGGGAAGAUAGCUUAUUUUUCAAACUAAUGUCUUAGCUUAGAUAUUUGAGGAUAUGUUCCCACCACACCCGCUAAAUAUGAAGUACAGCAGAGAAUCCAGGCAACCAUCUUGUUUAUGUAAACAGAUCUUCAGUGAAGGACUUAAGUGGCUUUAGGACCUUAGAUAGCUAUCAGAUCCCAUUUUUAACUUCUCACUGGGUAUUGAAACACAGCCUGUGGUUGCCUUGCUUGCUGAAGUUACCAUGCCUGUAAAAGACAAAUAUUUGUUUUUCCUCUCCAACCAUGAAUUAGCCCGGAUGUUCACAAAAACUUAAGGAAAAAGGUGCCAAAAUGCAUAGCUCCUGGAUUUAGACUUGUGGAAGCUGAGAAAGGCCAGAGAGAAAUUUAGUUCACAGAGAGAUUUCUGGUAGUUGAUGCCAGAAAUCCCAGUGAUGAGUUGAUUAGGUCUCAGGCCAUUUCCACUUGUGCAGGGAGAAAUGUUAUUUGCAAAUGUAUCUAGUCAAGAAGUUUUGCAGAGUUGCAUGGCUGGGAAGCUCAUCUUUUGGGUCCCCAAAAGGAAAAACAAUCCUGCCUACCAUGUUUAUCCAAAUAUCAUACUUUCUUUUUCUCUUAAUAGCAAAAAUAUAUUAUAAUUCUUACUUUUGUCAGAAUCAAGGCUUCAGCCUAUACAAUAUCUUCCCAGGAAAUA
This is a messenger RNA of Fukomys damarensis (Damara mole-rat), 5443 nucleotides long. It is a transcript of the gene Slc1a2, whose product is annotated as solute carrier family 1 member 2. The coding region runs from base 173 to 1867 and encodes 564 amino acids. The record is from RefSeq and is a predicted model, not a curated record. Gene Ontology annotation, biological process: L-glutamate transmembrane transport. Gene Ontology annotation, cellular component: plasma membrane. NCBI's taxonomy places the organism in Eukaryota, Metazoa, Chordata, Mammalia, Rodentia, Bathyergidae. The transcript is spliced from 12 exons. Gene Ontology annotation, molecular function: L-glutamate transmembrane transporter activity; neutral L-amino acid transmembrane transporter activity; glutamate:sodium symporter activity.